Molecule: messenger RNA, 1514 nt
Organism: Halteromyces radiatus
Lineage: Eukaryota; Fungi; Mucoromycota; Mucoromycetes; Mucorales; Cunninghamellaceae
Product: glycosyl transferase group 1
Exons: 1
Coding region: 125-1408 (427 amino acids)
Molecular function (GO): glycosyltransferase activity
Source: RefSeq, a predicted model, not a curated record
AUCUAGUUGAUAACAUGAAUUCAUUUCUUUCUUCUUUUCUUUUUUUUUCCUUUUUGUAAUAUAUUUUUACAUAUAACUCCUUUUUAUUAUUAUUAUUAUUAUUAACAAGAUAAAAACAAGAAAUAUGCGUAUUGCUAUUGUGACUGAAAACUGGCUUCCAAAGGUGGAUGGAGUAACUCGAACAUUAUCAAGGUUAUUGGAACAUUUACAAGCCAAUGGUCAUAAUGUAUUAUUACUAGGACCUGAAAGUGGAAUGACGGAAUUUGCAGGAGCAGAAAUCUUAGGUACUUAUGGUAUUCCUUUUCUUCCUUAUCCUGAACUAAAACUCAAUCUAUGGCGACCUGCUUUUACGGAACGACUUUUAUCUUUUGCCCCACAAGUGAUUCAUAUUGUUGACCCUGUAUGGUUAGGUCCAGCUGCUUUGUUUAUGAUUCAACGUUAUUUACCCAACACUCCUAUUGUAUCUUCUUAUCAUACAAAUUUGGCUACGUAUUGUCAUCAUUUCGGUUGGGGUUGGUUUACUCCUUUGAUGUGGCGUUGGAAUCAAUUUUGUCAUUCUCAAUGUCUCUAUACUGCCUGUCCAUCUCCUUCAACAAAACGAAUGUUGGAAUUACAUGGAUUUGAUCAUGUUCGUCUUUGGCCACGUGGUGUAGAUAUGGAUUUAUUUUCUCCUUUACAUCGAUCUCUUGAAUUACGGGAACAAUGGAUGGGUCUCUCUUCUCUGAUGGAUGAUAACAAGAAAAAGAAUCAAGAUAAAUGUGUAUUAUUAUAUGUUGGACGGAUAUCAUUUGAAAAGAACAUUGGAUUAUUAUUGGAUGCCUAUAAGGAAAUGGAUCAUUCAAAAUGUCAUUUAGUAUGUGUGGGACAUGGACCUGCUUUUGAUGAUAUACAACAACAAUAUUGUAUUAACAAAUCAAAUCAAGAUGGGGAUAGUGUACUUCCUAUUACAUUUACAGGCUAUUUACAAGGAACUGAUUUGGCAACGGCCUAUGCAUCGGCAGAUAUGUUUGUAUUUCCUUCAACAACAGAAACUUUUGGUCAAGUAGUAUUAGAAGCAAUGGCAUCUGGAUUACCGGUGGUUGGUUUACAAGCAGAAGGGAUCUGUGAUCUAGUUGAAGAUGAAUAUUCUGGACUAUUAUUGGAUGGAGAUGAUGUGACAGGUUAUAAGAAUAAUAUGGAACGAUUAGUGAAUCGACCUUUGGAACGACAACAUAUGGGAAAAAAUGCUUUGAUGGCUUCAAAAUCAUAUACCUGGCCUGCCGCUAUGAAUCAAAUGGUUCAAGUUUACAAGGAUGCUAUUGGUGAUAGUAAAAUUAGUGAUGAUAGAAUAAAUGACGUAGUUAGUACAGUAGAUAGACUUGAUGAUAGUGAUAGUGGUGUAGAAGAAGAUUAUUUAUUGAUGAAAUAAUAAAACAACAUUAUGAUUUACCUUUAAAGAUAAUGAUGGUGUACAAUGACCUUUUUUUUUUUAUUUUUAUUUUUUCCUUAUUGAAUAUAUAUUUGUGAUGUACUAC